This is a messenger RNA of Helianthus annuus (common sunflower), 1968 nucleotides long. RefSeq names its product replication protein A 70 kDa DNA-binding subunit C. Lineage: Eukaryota; Viridiplantae; Streptophyta; Magnoliopsida; Asterales; Asteraceae. Bases 272 to 1348 code for a protein of 358 amino acids. The transcript is spliced from 9 exons. The record is from RefSeq and is a predicted model, not a curated record.
GUUGAACUCCUCAUCGUAGACGUAGAGCAUAUUCCUUUUUUUUUUAACCUUUUCUAUUAUUUAGAGCAACUUUCAUUUGACUCCCCACUUCCCCUUUCAUGGCAUUCUUAAUCGGAGAGUUAGGUCAACAAUCACUCCUCAAUUCAAUAGUAAAACUGAAUCCAGCAGUCGAUAUCUUCGGAUUAGUGUUCCUAUUUUUCAUCGAUUUUGGUUACAGAUAGAUUUCAGAUUUCAAAUUCAAAUCCACAUUGUUCAGCUUUUUAUCCUGCUAAUGGAGCUAUAUAUAUGUGAUCGGUGUUACUAUCUAAUUCUCCACUGCAUACGGCUUCCCUCAAUUGCGAGUAUUAGCUUAAAUUUCAGUUCAAUGGCUUUAAAUAAAGUUACUCUCAUCAGUGACCUUGAUGUGUUACUCGAAAGCUACAAACUCAAGGUGAAAAUCAUUCGUUUGUGGAAACAAACUGUACGCGGAAAUCCGAAGGAAACCUAUGCUAUUGAAAUGGUCCUAAUGGACGAGCAGGGAAAUAAGAUUCAAGCUAAAGUUUGGAAACAGUGUGUUUCUAAAUUUGAGAAUUUACACGAAGAAAAUGGUGACUUUUACAUUGAAAAACCCCAACUUGCUAGCAAUGAUUCACCGUAUAAGUAUGCAAAUAACCGCUACAAACUUACUUUUAACUGGGUCACGAAGGUUACAAAGUGCACUGAUUUUAAUGGGCCGGAUACUAAUUUGGCCUUUGCAACCUUGCCGUCUAUUUUGGCAGACGAACCAAAGAAAGACUGCACAAUUGAUGUUAUCGGUGAAGUUUUACAGUGUUUUGAGAUGGAGUACCAUAUGAUAAACGGUAUCCGAACAAAAAAACAGAACGUGGAAGUCAGAGAUCUAGACAACCUUAAAAUAUAUGUUACUUUAUGGGGAGUCUUUGUUGAUCAAAUGCAAGCUUACUUGAAAGAUAACGCGGAGAAGAGACCAUGUGUAAUCAUUCUUCAGUUUGGGAAAUUGAAGUGGCAUCGAGGUCGCGCGUAUGUUUCAAAUUCUUACUACUCUGUUAGCAGGCUGUUGAUCAAUGAUCAGACUAAAGAAAUUAUUGAAUAUAAGAAAAAGCUGCUUUCCAAAGCUGCUAAUGAUAGUUCUUCGAGUCAACGUAGCACAUCUUCAUCGAUUGUGUAUUCCUUGCAUAAUGAAUUUGUUCAUAAGUUUCCUUUCAGUAGUAUUGCUAAUAUCCAGGGCUUUAAAAAGGAACAAUCGGUUAUAAUUCUUGGUACUAUCAAGGGGAUUCGCAAAGAUGCUGGAUGGUACUAUCAUGCUUGCAAUAAAUGUACUCGAAAGGUUGAAAAAAAUGGUUUUCAUUAAUGAUACACCUGAUGAUUCCACCGAAGUUGAAGAAAAAGAAGUAUUUAAGUGUACUAAUCCAAUAUGCAAAGAUGAAAUGACCACUGUUACGCCAAGAUUUCGAAUUCAAGUUAGGGUACAAGACUGUACAGGAAUAGUGUCGUUGACUUUGUUUGAUCGAGAGGUUAAGAGAAUGCAGGUGUUGUCAUUGGGUAAUCGUGUUAUAGAAGCUCGAAUCAUAUCUGGAAGUAACAUUGGCCAUCGUAUUUAUAUUCCAAGAAUGAGUUUGACACCUUCAGACAAAAGAAUUCCUUUCAAAUUUCGAAGAAGACAAUUUCCGCUUGCUGUAUGUUUUGCAAUGACAAUAAAUAAGAGUCAAGGGCAGUCACUGUCAAAGGUUGGUUUGUUUCUGAGACAACCGGUUUUCACACAUGGUCAAGUGCAUGUUGCGUUAUCCAGAGUCAAAAGUAGAGAAGGGUUAAGGUUAUUAAUUUUAGGUAAAGAUGGUAAAGUUACCAACAAAACAACAAAUGUUGUAUACAAAGAAGUCUUUAGAGAUUUGUAAGUUAUAGGUGUUACCUUUACUUUUUUAUCUUAUUGGUUUUUUAAUAGAAGUUUUUAUUUAUGCCAUUUUUGAGUUA